This is a messenger RNA of Rotaria sordida, 4614 nucleotides long. Lineage: Eukaryota; Metazoa; Rotifera; Eurotatoria; Philodinida; Philodinidae. The record is from the annotation of a GenBank genome assembly.
AUGUCAAUGAAUAAUAAAGAUGUUUUAAAUGAACAUCCAUCUUGUGAUCCGAUUUGUAUUUCCAAAUUACAAGAAGCUUCAAAUGCAACGAACUGUUUAACAGCUUCAGUACAUGCUGUUAAUCAUACUGGCAGAAUGACUUUUGCUAUUCUGGUGGUGUGUUUAACAGCACCAAAAUUAAGUAAAUCAUGUCAAUUAAAAUUUCAAACAAUAAUAGAUGAUGAUUCAUUCACACAUAAUUCAAAUCCAUAUUUUCUUGUCACUGGUGAUUUUAAUCAUGAUAAUUUACUCGAUAUCGUUGUUGCUAAUUCUGGUACAAAUAGUAUUGGUAUAUUCCUUAAUUAUGGCAAUAAAACAUUCGCAUCACAAAUGACAUUUUCAACAGAAGAUCAUUCUAGACCAAUUUCAGUUGCUACAGGUGAUUUUAACAAUGAUACUCAUUUAGAUAUUGCUGUUGCCAAUUAUGAUAGUCACAAUAUAGGUAUAUUUCUUGGCUAUGGUAAUGGUUCUUUCGCAAAUCAAACAACAUUUUCUACUGGUGCUUCUCAUCCUGUCUCAAUAGCUGUUGGUGACUUAAACAAUGAUCAUUGGCUAGAUAUUGUCGUUGCCAAUAAUGGUACGAACAAUAUAGGUAUACUUUUGGGAUAUGAAAAUGGCUCUUUUGGAGAUCCGAUAACAUAUUUUACUGGCUAUGAUUCAUUUCCUCAUUUCAUUGCUAUUGAUGACUUAAACAAUGAUCAUAAUCUAGACAUUGUAGUAGCAAACUAUGGUACUAAUAAUGUUGGCGUAUUUCUUGGAUAUGGAAAUGGGAAUUUUACACCACAAAUUAUCUAUUCAACUAGUCCACAAUCUGGUCCCUAUUCGAUCGUUGUUAAUGAUUUCAAUAAAGAUGGACAAUUAGAUAUUGCUGUGGCCAAUUCUGGUAAGAACAAUGUUGGUAUAUUUCUUGGUUACAGAAAUGGAACAUUUACAUCACAAACGACAUAUUCGAUUUCUCCUGGAUCUCGUCCGCAAUCGAUUAUUGUUGGUGAUUUCAAUCAAGAUAAUGAACUAGAUAUCGCUGUUUCUAAUCAUGACACAAACAAUAUUUGCGUUCUAGUUGGAUAUGGCAAUGGGAGCUUUGCAAUACCUACAAUGCAUUCCACCGAUACUGAUUCAAUUCCAUUCGCAAUGACUGUUGGUGAUUUUGAUAACAACAAUCAAUCGGAUAUUGCUGUUGCCAAUUUUGGUACGAACAACAUAUUGAUGCUUAUUGGAUAUGUUUUGAUGCAAUCAAAAAGUCCAACAGCCUAUUCUACUGGAAUCGGUUCACUUCCUUAUCAUAUCACUAUUGGAGAUAUUAAUAAUGAUACUAAUCUUGAUCUAGUUGUUGCCAAUUCUGGUACCGGCACUCUUGGCAUAUUUCUUGGUUAUGGGAAUGGAAGUUUCCAAGAACAAAUAACAUAUCCAUCAACAAAGAAUGCUGGUGUGCGUGGACUUAUUCUCAGUGAUUUAGAUGAAGAUCAUCAACUUGAUAUUGUUGUUGCUAAUUCUAAUGACGAAACUCUAGGAAUACUAUACGGAUAUGGCAAUGGUUCAUUUACUUCAGUAGUAACAUAUUUCACUGGAAGUCCUUCAUCACCAAGAUGGAUCACUAUUAAUGAUUUCAACAAUGAUAAUCAUCUCGAUAUUGUCUUUACUGAUCAAGUCAGUGGAUAUAUAGGUAUUUUUCUAGGAUAUGGAAAUAGAACGUUCGGAAAUCUAAUGAGAUUUUUUUUCGGACAUAAAUCACAAUUGUUUGGCAUAGCUGCAGGAGAUUUCAAUCAUGAUGAUAAUUUAGAUGUUGCUGUUGCCGAUUAUGGCACUGGUAAUAUCGGUAUCUUUCUCGGAUCUGGUAAUGGCAGCUUUACAUUAUUUACUCUUUGUUCGACUGGAGAUAAAUCGCAUGUGUCGUCGGUUACUGUCGUCGAUUUAAACAAUGAUACUUACUUGGAUUUUGUCGUCACUAAUUCUGCCACGAACAAUAUAGGAGUAUUUUUUGGUUUUGGCAACGGUAGCUUUGAUAAACAGCUGUUAUAUUCAACAGGCAUGAGUUCUGGAUCUAGUUGGAUUAGUGUGGCUGAUUUUAACAACGACGGUUCGCUCGAUCUUGCUGUCGCGAAUCCCUUGACGAAUAAUGUAGGUAUAUUGCUUGGAAAUCGUCAAGGAUAUUUUACUAAUCAAACAAUCUAUUUAACUGGUUUAAAUUCCAAACCAUACUCGAUUGCCGUUGGUGAUUUCAAUAAAGAUAAUCAAUUAGAUAUUGCUGUAGCCAAUUACGGAAGUAAUAAUGUCGCUAUAUUACUUGGACAUCCUAUUAAAAAUUCUUCAAAUCAAACAACUAAUGCAAUUGAUAAUAAUUCACAAGUUAAUUAUAAUAGUCAGUCGAAUUCUACAAUUACAGAUUGGCUCAUUAAUGAUAAACCGAUAUUAUUAGGAGAUUAUUACGCAGGUUUCCAAAGUCAAACAAUCUAUUCAACAGGUUUUAGUUCUAAUCCGUACUCUAUUGCUAUUGGUGAUCUAAAUAAUGAUACACACAUGGAUAUUGUUGUUACCAAUUCAGGAAAUGAAAAUCUUGGUGUCUUUCUUGGAUAUGGAAACGGAAGUUUUGCCACGCAAAUAAUCUAUCCAAUUGGUGUUGGUUCUAGUCCAGGUCAUGUUAUUAUUGAUGAUUUUAACAGAGACAAUUGGCUGGAUGUUGCUAUUACCGAUGGUAAUGAUGACAAUCUAAUAAUACUUCUAGGAAAUGGAAGUGGAACGUUUUCAACACAACUGACAUAUUUCACUGGUUCUAGAUCAAAGCCGAGUGCUCUUGCAGUUGGUUAUUUCAAUAAUGAUAAAUAUUUGGAUCUUGUCGUUGCUAAUAAAGAAAAAGAUACUAUUGGCAUAUUUUUUGGACUUGACUAUACAUUUUUCAAAAAUCAAGAGUCAUGUGACGCUGGCAAGGAUUCAAGUCCAGAUUCGUUGGCCGUUGGUGAUUUCAAUAACGAUGGUCAUUUAGAUAUGGUGACUACACUUUAUUAUGGUGGUAAGUUGGGUGUGUUUCUCGGCUAUGGUAAUGGCUCUUUUACAUCAUUAAGUACAUAUUCAGAUAUACGCUUUUCACAACCUCGCGCAGUCACUGUUGGUGACGUUAACAACGACAAUCAACUGGAUAUUAUAGCAGCGAAACGAGGUAUUAAUAGUAUUAGUGUGGUAUUAGGACAUGGAAAUGGCACGUUUGCAGAUCCUCUAUUGUAUUCAACUGGUCCUAAUACUCGACCACGUUCAGUGGCUGCAGGUGAUUUUAAUCAUGACAAUUGUCUCGAUGUUACUGUAGCAAAUUAUGGUGCAAACAAUAUCGGUGUAUUCUUUGGUUAUGGAAACGGGACCUUUCAAAACGUAAUAGCAUUGUCAACAGGCAAACGUUCUCGUCCAAAUUCGGUUACUGUUUUCGAUAUCAACAAUGAUACUCAUUUGGAUAUAAUCGUCGUUAAUAGAGGAAUUGAUCAGGUGGGUGUAUUUUUGGGAUACGGCAACACAAGUUUUACACAACAGAUGACUUUCUCAACUGGUGCUGAUUCGUCUCCAACGGUUGCUAUCGCUCGGGAUUUCGACAAAGAUGGAAAAGUAGAUCUGGCUAUUGCAAAUUAUGGCACAAGUAAUGUCGUUAUACUCUAUGGAUAUGAGAACGGUGCUUUUAGAAACUCGCGUAUAUUUACAACUGGUACUAAUUUUCAUCCAGAGCAGAUGGAAGUCGGUGACUUCAAUAAUGACAAUCAACUAGAUAUCAUCGUUAUCGAUAGUAAUAGUCAAUAUGUGGGUGUCUUUUUUAGUUAUAAUGAUGGAACAUUUGCCAGUAUAUCGUUAGUUCCCCUAGAAGAGAUUGCUUCUAGUAUAGGUUAUGUUGCUGUUGGUGACUUCAACAAUGAUACUCGCUUGGAUUUCGCUUUGGCUGAUUAUGGCAAUAACUAUAUUCAAGUAUAUCUUGCAAAUGGCACUAAACCUUUCACAGGACAAACAAUGUUCUACGAUGUUGAUCAAGGUGCACGUCCUUCUGCACUGGCUGUUGGUCAUUUCAAUAAUGAUAGUCAUUUAGAUCUUGUUAUCGCCAAUUAUGGCACUAAUAAUAUUGGCAUACUAUUUGGAUAUGGAAACAGAAUGUUUUCAAAUGUUAGAACAUAUUCGACUGGUGAUGGUUCUCAUCCUUUGUCGUUAACUGUUGGUGAUUUCAAUAACGACUCUCUAACAGAUAUUAUCGUUGCAAACUAUAUGGCUGAUAAUAUUAUUGUAUUUAUUGGCUUAGGUAAUGAAGAAUUUUUUAUUUUAACCACUUAUUCAAUGGGUCAUAAUUCUCAUCCAAUGUCAAUUGCCGUAGGUGAUUUUAAUAGAGACUAUAAAAAGGAUAUUGCAGUGACAAAUUUCGGUACGAACAAUAUUUGCAUUCUUUUUGGUUAUGAUAAUGGAACGUUUACUAACCAAACAUGGUAUCCAUUAGGCUAUGAUUCUCGACCAACUUGGAUAGUUUUUAAAGAUUUGAACAAUGAUACUUGGGAUGACAUCGCUGUUGCAACAUAUGGUAUAGACAAUAUAAAAAUUCUUUUAAAUCUUUGUUAA